GUGGAUGUCUCUUUCCCGCCUCCCAACAAAACAUGAGCCUGCUCCUUCCCUGCUAGGGCUACGGCUAACAUGGAACAUUUCGGCAGCUUCGAGAAGGAGGACUUUGCCAGAGCCGAGGCCCGUCAAAAGGCUCUCGCUUUUCUCGACAACCCAGAGCUUCUUAGGAUGUAUGCCCUAGCCAACGAAGACAGCAUCCCAGGUGCCCGCCUCCAUUUUACCAAGCUGCUCUGCGGAUUCGAGGACGAGGAGCAGAAGCACACCGGCCCACAGCCUGGCCUUUCCAGCGCCAGCAAUACCCGCCAACACCAAGCCGACAGAAGGAGAGGCGGUGACAGCCACCGAUCCAGCACCAACUAGCUAGGCCCCUCUCUUCCAAAAAAAGAAAGAAAGAAAGAAAGAAAAAAAAAGAAAAAAGAAAAAAGAAAAAGAUGGCAGCGACGGAUGCCAACGGCGGUCCAGUAGGCUGGCCGUUCAGCGUCCAAGCCC
Canariomyces notabilis is the source of this 486-nucleotide messenger RNA. RefSeq lists its product as uncharacterized. Bases 70 to 357 code for a protein of 95 amino acids. The transcript is spliced from 2 exons. NCBI's taxonomy places the organism in Eukaryota, Fungi, Ascomycota, Sordariomycetes, Sordariales, Chaetomiaceae. The record is from RefSeq and is a predicted model, not a curated record.